AUGUUGGAAACGAGAUUAAAGAAUCCGGACAAAUACGUAGAACGAAGACCAUACCGCCUCAGUCCAGUGGAGAGAGAAAAGGUUCGUACCAUUAUCAACGAAUUACUGAAGCACACUAUUAUACGUGAGAGCAAAUCCCCAUACUCUAGCCCAAUUAUCCUAGUUAAAAAGAAGAAUGGAGAUGACCGAAUUUGUGUAGACUUAUGUUUAUACCUUGCGGGGGACCAUUACCCACUUCCACUCAUCUCCGACCAAAUCGAUCAACUGGUCAAUGGACUCUACUUCACCACAUUUGAUAUGGCGGCAGGUUUCCAUCAAAUACCUAUUUCGGAGAGUUCCAUAGAGAAGACUGCAUUCGUUACGCCUGGUGGGUUAUACGAAUACCUUACUAUGCCAUUUGGUUUAUCCAACGCGUGUGCAGUGUACCAAAGAUGUAUCAAUCGAGCAUUGUUUUCGUUACUGGGCAGUGCUGCUCAAGUUUACGUCGACGAUGUCUUGAACAAAAGUGCUGAUUUUACUGAAGGACUAAUAAACAUUGAAAGCAUUCUCAUAGCAUUACAUAAGGCUGGGUUUUCUAUCAAUGCCGAUAAGUGCAGCUUCUUCCAACGCUCAAUAGAAUCUCAAACGUUGGACAACGUUACCCAAAUAUUCCAAAGAAAGUUGAAGCUCUAG
Parnassius mnemosyne (clouded apollo) is the source of this 672-nucleotide messenger RNA. The record is from the annotation of a GenBank genome assembly. Lineage: Eukaryota; Metazoa; Arthropoda; Insecta; Lepidoptera; Papilionidae.